Molecule: messenger RNA, 1624 nt
Organism: Pleuronectes platessa (European plaice)
Lineage: Eukaryota; Metazoa; Chordata; Actinopteri; Pleuronectiformes; Pleuronectidae
Product: transcription factor Sox-11-like
Exons: 1
Coding region: 1-1095 (364 amino acids)
Biological process (GO): cell differentiation; regulation of DNA-templated transcription; anatomical structure morphogenesis
Molecular function (GO): RNA polymerase II cis-regulatory region sequence-specific DNA binding; DNA-binding transcription factor activity, RNA polymerase II-specific
Source: RefSeq, a predicted model, not a curated record
AUGAAGAGGAGCCGUGGACACGCUGCGGCUGAUAAACCGGAGACAAACACGGAUCCCCGUCAGAGCCACUUCCCCCGGGACGCAGUGUCAGUCCGUGGCUGCAGCUGUGGAGCAGGAAGCCGGGUCAUGGUGCAGCGUGGCGGGGCCGCGGAGCCGCUGGGGCCGGGGUCCGGGCACAUCAAGAGACCGAUGAACGCCUUCAUGGUCUGGUCCCAGGGCGAGAGGAGGAAGAUCAUGGAGCGCUCCCCCGACACGCACAACGCCGAGAUCUCCAAGCGGCUCGGGAAGCGCUGGAAGAUGCUGAAGGACACCGAGAAGACCCCGUUCAUCCGGGAGGCGGAGCGGCUCCGGCUCCAGCACAUGGCCGACCACCCGGACUACAAGUACCGGCCCAAGAAGAAGCCCAAGACGGACGGCUGUGCGUUUCAUGCGGGGAAGCCAGCCGCUCGGUCCCCGGAGAAAAGACCCGGUCACAAAAACUCCGCCAAGAAACUGUCCAAGUUAAAAGCCGGUAAAGCGGCGGCGGGUCCCGGCCGAGCGAGCAGCCGCCUCCCGCAGCCCGCGGACCCCCGGUACCGGUACGUGUUCACCAGCAGCUUCAAGAAGGUCGUGAAGCGGGAGUUCACCGACGAUGAGGAGGACGAGGACUCCGAGGAGGAGCCGGAGCUGAAAGUGGAGGAGGAGGACGAGCCGUCCCGGUACAACCGGAGCCUGAGCUCCUCCGACCCGGAGGCGAGCGGCCGCCUCUUCUACAGCUUCAAGAACAUCACCCGCCAGGGCAGCGGCUCCUCCGGGCACCCGGCCUCCCCGUCCCCCGGCCGCGGGGACGACCUGGACGACCUCACGGCCGAUGGGAGCGACUUCACCCUGAGCCUCGUGGCCGGGUUCCACGCCUCCUCGGAGCCGUGGAGCUCGUCCUGCAGCCCGGGGAACCUGAGUCUGUCCCUGGUGGACAAGGACUUGGACUCGUGCAGCAGCGAGGGCAGCCUCGGGUCCCACUUCGACUUCCCGGACCACUGCACCCCGGAGCUCAGCCAGAUGAUCGCAGGAGACCGGCUGGAGGACCACUUCUCUGACCUGGUGUUCACCUACUGAUCCCGGAGAGGGGGGACCGGGGGGGACCGAGGCUGCUGCCUGGCCUCAGGGCUCGGGCAGCGGGGACAGACUCUUCAGACUUUAUGGAUUUAGUUUGAACUGAGAUCAGGAUUCAAACCUGCGGAGCGGACGCGAGUCUGUCACCGCCCCUCCAGCUGUAGGACAUGACAAACCGAACAUACCUCAUCUUUUUAUCUAAGUAUAUUCAGGCCUAUUUUUCUACAGGUUCGCUUGAUUCUCUUGUUUUCAUUCGGAGUCUCCGGUGGGGCGGUUCGCUUCCUGCCUUGCUUCACAGCCGCUGCAGUUGUUUUAAACGUUGUUGUUCAUGUUUUGUCAAAUAAGUUCAGGACCUUUGUUCCCGAGAGAAACUGGAUUUCAGUUGUUUUUGAUUUCGACACAUUUUUGUGUUUUGCUCACUGUCAUUAUUUUGUGCAAUAUAAAAGAAAAGAGGAAAAAGCAGCAUCCUGAGUUUCUUUGUGUAGCAGAGGAGGAAAGUGUUGUUCAUGAUGAAUAAAUCAGCUGGAACUGA